Molecule: messenger RNA, 2913 nt
Organism: Clarias gariepinus (North African catfish)
Lineage: Eukaryota; Metazoa; Chordata; Actinopteri; Siluriformes; Clariidae
Gene: anxa13l
Product: annexin A13, like
Exons: 11
Coding region: 133-1083 (316 amino acids)
Cellular component (GO): cytoplasm
Molecular function (GO): calcium ion binding; calcium-dependent phospholipid binding
Source: RefSeq, a predicted model, not a curated record
CAUGUUGUCCGUCCCGCAGCAGGGUGCCGGUAAACAGAUGACGUCACAGGAGUGACUGUGCAGGACGGGAGCGCGUGCGCGCGGUGAUGAGAGAGCGGGAGCGCGUGCAUUCAGGACCAGCGCGCGGUGAAGAUGGGCAACGUUCACCCCACAGUCGUUCCCUAUGAGGACUUUGACGUGAUGGCGGAUAUUAAGGAGAUCCGCAAAGCUUGCAAAGGAAUGGGCACCGACGAGGAGACCAUCAUCGACAUCUUAGCUAACCGCUCCUCGGCCCAGCGCAUGGAGAUUAAACAAGCGUACUUUGAAAAAUAUGAUGAUGAGCUGGAGGAGGUGCUGAGGAGCGAGCUGAUGGGAAGUUUCGAGAAGGCGAUCAUCGCCAUGUUGGAUCCGCCUCACGUCUACACUGCUAAAGAACUGCGGCGCGCCAUGAAGGGAGCCGGAACCGACGAGGACGUGCUGGUGGAGAUCCUGUGCACCAGCACCAACCAGGAGAUUUUGAAUAUUAAGGAGGCGUACGCUCAGGUACACGAGCGUGACCUGGAAGCUGACAUCGAGGACGACACCAGUGGAGACGUGAGAAACCUGCUGAUUUCACUUCUGCAGGCGAGCAGGGACGAGGGUUACGACGUGGAUGAAGGACUGGCUGAACAGGACGCAACAUCACUGAUCGAGGCUGGAGAAGGACGCUUCGGCACAGACGAGUCCACUUUCACCUACAUCCUGACUCACAGGAACUACCUGCAGCUCCAGGCCACCUUCAAAUGCUAUGAAUCUAUGUCUGGGACGGACAUCCUCGAUGCCAUCAGCGAUGAAGCCACAGGGACUUUGAAGGACUGCUACAUAACUCUGGUUCGGUGCGCUAAGAACCCGCAGCUUUAUUUCGCCCGUCGGCUGAACGCAGCGAUGUCAGGAGCGGGAACGGACGAGGACACGCUCGUCCGCAUCAUAGUGGGACGCUCGGAGCUGGACCUGGAGACCAUUAAGGACAUGUACCUGGAGAAGUUUGACGUGACGCUGAAGGACGCUCUGAGCUCAGACUGCGGCGGAGACUUUAAGCGCCUCCUGCUGGCCGUCCUGCACUGAGAGAUAGAGCGCGACAGAGUCCGACACUAAUCUCUACACCAGGAACAAACCUUCUCACCAACACUGCCUAGAGGAAUAACACACACACACACACACACACACAGGCCGUGUUCCAGUGCUGCUCUGACACGCCCUCGUCCACUUCCCUCUCGCCAAACAGUCUGAAUCAAAACAAUGGCAACUUUCACUCUUUUAUUUACAUUUUUGCAUACUGGCAGAUAAGCAAGUUUUUAAAAGAGACGUUUAGUUUUUAACCUCCUGGUUUAAAAUACUCAAAACUUGAAAUUUGCAUGUUUAGAAAAAACUCUAUGGGCCAGAUUUUAUCUAUGAGUAAAAUAUACAAACUUUUCUAGUGGCCUAGUUCUCAUAACAACAUUCUGCUUAAGUGCAAAUUAGAAUUUUGGGAUUUUUAUUUACUAGGAAAAAUAACUAAUUACAGAUUUAAUAAGAUUUUUAAGUCCUUAAGAAUUGUAGUGGUUAAAUAUUUAACAUUCUUGUGACCACACUUUCCAUUUUAUAUUAUAAUAAAGUUCCGUAUUUUGAUACUUCAUUACACAUUUUUCAACACGCAAUUUUUAUCAACUUUUACAGGCCUUCAACCUUCAGUGACCGAGAUCUCACAGAUCUGACAGUUAUGUUCAGUUUAACUCACAACUACGGGGUUUUUUUUCUAAAUAGACGUUGACGAGGGCGUUUUAGAAACGCAGGAGCACACGACUACCAUUUCUAAAUCACUUCUGCUUUACGUUCACACUACGUUCAGAUAUCUUUCACGUCAGGUCACUUCACAUAUUUCAUCCCAAACCUGGGGAUUGUUUGGUGACAGCGUGAGUAGAAUAACGCAGCUCCGCCUCAGUAAUUCAGUUAUUAAGAAAAUAAACUAAAGCAAGGAAAUCUUUAAUUAAUGUAUAUAAUCAAACAUAAGACAUUUUUUGCACUCUACCUGUCCGGCUAGUGUCUCACCUGACACUCAAACCUACUCUUUAUAGGAAAUAAUUCUCUAAAAUAAAAAUAAAAAAUCACUUGGUGAAAUUGAAUCAAGGCUGAGUGUGAAGUAAUAUAAUUGGAGUUAUAUUGUCCAACGCAAAUUUCAUAAAAAUAAACUUUCUUUGAACCGCGUACAUAAGUAGUAUGUAGGUACAGUAUCUAUAGAUUUUCCUGGGUGAGAUAGAUUUCUAUUAAUGAACAACAUUAGCUUUGGAGCUUUUGAGUGCGAAAACAAAACAGCGUCUUGGUUCAUCCACUACAUUUAGCACGUAUCAAUUUAUUUAUUUCUUUGUUUGUUUAUUUAUUGGAUAUUUCCUGGACCGACCCUUUGAAAAGCUUUAAACCAGUAACAGUCACUGUUUAUUCACUGAAACAGAACUUAGGCACUGCUUUUUAUUUACUGUUACAGAAUUAAUAAAGAUAAGAACACGUCUUAAAAUCCAAAUCUUUCUGAUUGUGGUUGUUUCAGGAAUUUUCUCUGAACCAAAAAGUGUUUGUGUGUUAAUGCUAACAGCUUUCGAAACAUAUUUCUCCUCCUUACAGUAACGUGUGUAACCCUGAGUAUGUAGAGUAGAGUAUUAGACUAGCCUGCGCUGGAGUGUGUGCUGCUUGCUGCUGAGUAAUCCUGUAUUUACGCCAUGUGGACGAGGACAGAGCGAGAGAGACGAGCUGAUGACGGAUGAGCAGGAGGAGGAGUUUGGAAUGACGUACAAGUAGCUUAUUUACAUAUUCAUAAUGACGUGUCGGAUGUUAGCGUUAGCGCGUGUACACUGUGGUGUGAUGAGUGUGAUGUAAUCUGUAUACAGACCCAGGCGUUGAUGUGUAUCAAUAAAUAACAACAAG